AUGGUCACCCAACGCAGGUACUCCGUUACGGGUCAGACACCACCCGACGACGCCGAAGCCAUGAAGGCGCGCUCGCCCAAGCUCCAGUCUCUCGACACCAGUGUCCAAGCGCCGCCCUGUGGAUACUGCGACGCCGCGGCCGAAUUGAGCGCCAGCGGCGAUGACGGCGCAUCCGAGCAGCGGAGAGGGAGGAAGAUGGGCCCCAACGGCACCAUUGUACGCACAUCGAGCAAACGAUCCGCAACCCAGCUGCCCUCGCCCAGCUCGCCCUCACAGCAGCUGCCGCAAAAGAUUCCGCGGUACCGACUGUGCCAUGACGAGCACGCCGACGUUGACAUGGACUCAGACACGGACUCGGGUUCGGAUGGCACGGACGGGCUGGGCGAGGGGAGCGAGCUCGAUGACGACCAUGGUCUGGAAAGCCGGGCAACGUCUGUCCCCUCAACGCCCGACCAUUCACUUGGAUGCAGCGCGCUGGGUCUGCCCGAGGCCACGCGCCUCGAAGGGCUGCGACUGUAUGCGGAAGAGAGACCAGACGACGAGCACAUGGAAGACUAUGCACUUUCACCCCCGCACUCGAGAAACAACAGCGUCAACCGCACGCAGUUUGAUGGUGCCAGCGUACUGCAGGCGGAGUGGGCGGCACACAUUGCGAUGCACAAGGACAAGUCGGAAACUGUCCAUAUUGAGAAUAUUCAGAACAUUGAGCCUAUCGAAAACGCCGAACCCGUCCAAAACAUCGAACCCGCCGAAGACAUCCAAACAACCUCGACCGAUAUCGGGCAACCGCUGCCCACCGACACUACGCACGAUCCUCUAACCUUCAUCACGCUGCCCCCCGAAAUCCGUCACCAAAUCUACCGCAGCUGCGAAAACCUCGUCGUCGACAAACCGCUCGUAUACUGCAUCUCGACGUUCAACGGCGAAAUGCAACACCCGCUCGCCUCCGUCUCGCGCCUCGUACGCUCCGAAGCCCUCGCAAUAUUCUACAGCUACAACCUCUGGGUCAUCAAGGUAGAAUUCCGCAUGAUGUACGAAGCCUUCCGCGACUGGAUCAUUCGACUCGGAGAAGGCGCGGGACUCCUCCGCCUCAUCGCCUUAUCCGUGCGGGGCUCGCUGUUCAAGCCCAAGAAGAGCCAUGGACAGAGCGUACUGAUUCACGGGCAUUUGGUUCAGCUUGCGCCAGGCAUCAUCGGGCCUGCAGCAGGAUCGAGAGAGGAGCUGUAUUGUCCCCCGGACGGCGAUGCGAGUUUUAGGAUUGAUCUGAGUGAGAAGCAUGCGGGGGGCAUGGUGCAGAUUGUGAGGAAUGAUGGGACGAGCGAGGCCGGGGAGAAGGCACGGGUGUAUUUGAGUAAGAUGGUGGGGGGGCUUUGGGAGAAGAGGAGGGCGGGGACGCUCAAUGGACAGGAUUGGAUUACUAUGGUGGAUGGGUUUUUGUCGUUUAUUGGGGGGUGGUGA
Messenger RNA from Bipolaris oryzae ATCC 44560, 1458 nucleotides. RefSeq lists its product as uncharacterized. The transcript has a single exon. The coding region runs from base 1 to 1458 and encodes 485 amino acids. NCBI's taxonomy places the organism in Eukaryota, Fungi, Ascomycota, Dothideomycetes, Pleosporales, Pleosporaceae. The record is from RefSeq and is a predicted model, not a curated record.